Molecule: messenger RNA, 870 nt
Organism: Cannabis sativa
Lineage: Eukaryota; Viridiplantae; Streptophyta; Magnoliopsida; Rosales; Cannabaceae
Exons: 2
Coding region: 1-870 (289 amino acids)
Molecular function (GO): RNA-DNA hybrid ribonuclease activity; nucleic acid binding
Source: RefSeq, a predicted model, not a curated record
AUGAAACCUGGGGAGCGUAGUUGGGAUGAGGAUUUGACGCAUGACAUGUUUGUGCAGAGAGAUUGGAGGCUUAUCAAGAACAUACCUUUGCAGCUACGAACCAAACAUGUUGAUGUUAGUCCUAUGUGUCCCGUCUGCCAUGACGAAGAAGAAUCAAUCCUACACGCUCUUGUUACCUGUCGUGUGAUUAAAAACUACUGGAAUAGGGCCGGAAUAACCACGGUAGUACGAGUUGGGCAAUCGUUCUUCGACUGGUGUGUGGUGGUUUUCCACAAAGCUUCCACUGAUCUAAUGUGCAUAAUUGCUGCAACUUGUUGGGCCAUAUGGGGUGCAAAAAAUGACUUAGUUUGGAAGGGGAACGAGGUAAAGGAAGAUAACAUUGUUGUGUUUGCUAAUCGUUACCUUGAACAAUGGAGAAGUGCUCAAAGUUCCAAGGUGGAAUCAUCAUGGCCUUUCUUACGGGCUGAAGAUGUACCUAAGCAUUGGACUGUACCGUGUGGUAAUACUAUCAAGGUCAAUGUAGAUGCAACGUUGUUUAAUAAUAUAGAAAGCUAUGGUUUGGGCAUGGUUACAUGUGAUGCCUCGGGUUUACUAAUACAGGGUCGAACUAAACUCCUUUCUGGUAUGGUGGAACUGAUUGUGGCCGAAGCAAUUGGUGUUCGAGAAGUGCUUAGUUGGAUUAAAGACAGUGGUUGGAGCAAUGUACAUGUCGAAACCGACUGCUUGAGCGUGGUGCAAGCGAUUCAAGGCUCGUUAAGUAUGAUUUCCUUGUUUGGUCUAGUCAUUCAAGAUUGUAAGAAUUUGCUUGCUAGUUUGUAUAAUGUUUAUAUUUCCUUUGUUAAGCGAUCAGCUAAUGUAGUGGUCCAUUGA